GAACAGUCUGUCUGUGGACGCCAAGGUCGCGGGUUGAUGUGCACAACGGAUUUCUGUUGAUACAACACUUCCAAAUGAAACAGAAAGACAUUGGACUAAUCGUAACUGUUUAGUGAUAGUUUUUCGAUUUUUUUUGGGAGCUGUAUGUGGAAAUUAUGGAUUUUUUUGGGUUUUCGGAUGAAUUCGAUCUAAUCAUACCGCAUGAAGUACCUUCGGAUCAAUUAUAAUCGACCGAUAAACGAAUAGCCGAUUCGUCAUAAAUCAAUCGAAUGACUACACAAUGAUCGUUAAUGCUAUGGCUUCGUAUUCGGCAACAGUUUCGUCAAAUCUACCGAGCGUCAUACAAAAUAUCACCGCCCAAAACAAAAUCAACGUCACCACCAUAGAAAACACGCACCCGAAUUGGACGGAUUUAUUAAUUUUAAUAAUAAAAGGGGGCGUAUUUUUCCUUAUAAUAAUCAGCGCGGUUUUGGGCAACGCCCUAGUCAUAAUAAGCGUCCACAGACAUCGCAAAUUGAGAGUCAUUACCAACUAUUACGUAGUGAGUUUAGCGAUGGCGGAUAUGUUGGUAGCACUGUGCGCUAUGACGUUUAACGCGAGCGUAGAACUAACCAACGGUAAAUGGCUUUUCGGUUACUUCAUGUGCGACGUCUACAACAGUUUAGACGUGUACUUUUCGACGGCUAGUAUAUUGCAUUUAUGUUGUAUAAGCGUCGAUAGAUAUUACGCUAUAGUUAGACCGUUGGAAUACCCCAUAACCAUGACCCACAACACCGUAUCUUUCAUGCUGGCCAACGUAUGGGUGUUACCGGCUCUAAUCAGCUUCACGCCGAUAUUCCUCGGCUGGUACACCACCGACGAACAUCAACAUUUCAGAAUGAACCAUCCGGACGUUUGCAAUUUCAUCACCAACAAAUAUUACGCUGUCAUAAGUAGUUCUAUAAGUUUCUGGAUACCGGGUAUAGUUAUGGUUACCAUGUAUUGUAGGAUAUAUAAAGAGGCCGUUCGGCAAAGGAAGGCUCUCACUAGGACUUCGUCGAAUAUCAUUUUGAAUUCGAUUCAUCAACAUAGAACGUCGUAUCGAGAUCGAUUCGGCGAACAUUAUCUUCAUCCUUCCGAUGGGGAAUUGACGACCAUCGGUCAGAUUAACGGAAGGAGGAGUACCAGUUCCGGUUCGGCUGGAUCUUACGGUACCACAAUCACGGAAUUUAACACCGCGAUCAAUUCGAGAGACAGUAAAGCGGCUACCGAAUUGAACGUGAACGGAACGAGUAUCAAACAACAAGCAAAAAGUUGGAGAGCCGAGCAUAAAGCAGCGAGAACUCUUGGUAUUAUCAUGGGGGCUUUUUUAUUUUGUUGGCUUCCUUUUUUUCUAUGGUACGUAAUAACGAAUUUAUGCGGGGAAUCGUGUUCAACGCCCGAAUGGUUGGUAGGACUUCUCUUCUGGGUAGGAUAUUUCAAUUCGGCCCUCAAUCCCCUGAUCUACGCCUAUUUCAACAGGGAUUUCCGGGAAGCUUUCAUGGAUACGCUUCUUUGCGUCAUGCCUUGUUGUUUCACCUGCUGGAAAACACCUGCAAGAUUCCUUUAGCCGCGGGAUACCUCGCCCGGUUAUUAUCAAGACGAAAGGCUGUGAUAUUGAUGUUUUUUUUUUUUGGUUUUGUUUCCGUGAGUAUUCGGAUUCCUAUUUGAUUCGUCUAACUUAUGUAGCGACCCUCGUAUAUUAUUGUGUUUAUUUCAGGUUGUUAAUCGAUGCUUCUGAUGUAUAAAUUCCUUCGAAAUUUCACGAUUACAUUAAAAAAAACGAAAUCUGUACUCAAUUUUGUAUAAUUUGUUUAAUUAAAUCUUAAUUGGAUGACGUAUAUAUCGUAAUUGGUAUAAUUAAGUAUGAUCCGAUAGUUUUGAUACAAAAUAUUCAAGUUUUUGAUAUUUUUAAUGAUUUUUUUUUAAUUAUUAUCAACUAAUAAAGUCUGUAAAGUUGUAUACAGCAUACAAAUAUUUGUGGUUAGGUCUUGGACGAUUUUAAUAUCAAUUUUAUCGUUUUUUUAGGAAAAUUCUACGACGUGAUUGUUUUUCAUCUUGUUCUUUCCACUUUCCAUCAUACUUUUCGCGUUAUCUUAUUUUGGUAAUCCUCAAAAGAUUCACAUAAAGUCUGGAUAUACUUUAUAGUCGAUUUCGUAUUUCAGACCAGAAUUCCAUCAACAUUUCGUAAGUACCCCGUAACUUUUUUGUAGUUUGGUAUUUUCCACGAUUUUCCACCGUAACUUGAGACUAAUUUUUCAAUGGAAAACCUGCCGGAAAUUGUAAGUUAUCAGCAACUUCCUGAUAUGUUUUAAGCCCGGUCAAAAUUUCGGAUUUUUCCGCAUCCAAAGUUUUUUUAUUUCCCAGCUAGGUCCGCGAAUUAUUUUGUACCAAAACUGUACUUUAUACGAUGUGUACCAUUUAAUUCGAUGGUAUUGUUUGAAAAUACUGAAAGCAAUAAUCUUGAGACUCAUUUUUUGCUUAAACCGAAGUGUUAACGAAGAACCACAAACUUAUUUUGUUUCGAAAAUUAUCGACGUGCCAAAUUAUCGAUUAUCGUUCUUUGAAAAGGUAAACCACCCUUAAAAAUCAUCAACAAAUGUAUUUUAAUAAAAUUUUGAUUUGCAAAUCGCGAUUUUAAUCAAUUAAUGACACAAUUAAUCGCAAAUACACAAAAUUUUCAAACAUUUAACGUAAUCAAUUUAUAAUUAACAUUUUGUAUUAUAUUUUCACCCCCGUUUGUUUUAUAUGAACUAGGAGAUCGAUUUUGGGUUUUUGUGAUAUGAAAAUUAUUUUUUUUAACUCACCCCCCAAAUAGUUUGUGAUUCAUCGAAAAAUAAAUGUUAGUAACUACAUAUAUACUGUGAUAAUAAUUUGUGUAGUUUCAUUGUGUAAAAAUUCGUAUUUACCCCAAAGGGUGGAUUGUUAAAUGUGUAAUAAUUCGUAUUUUUUAAUCUACUUUACAAAUAAUUCGUGUCUUAUAAUUAAUUUUUUUAUUAAACGAUCAUACAAAAAGAAAUUCAAAAUUCACUAAACUCUCGGUUUUUCCAACGCUGAAAUUUCUCUAUGAAUCUAACUAAUGCCGAAACAGUAGUACCUGGUCUAACCUAGAGAUGGCGGUAGUUGUUUAGUAUGCAUUUGACACCCAUCGAUAUUAUUUGUUGCUUUUGUAAACAUACUUUUAUUUAAAAGUCUAAACAAUACAAAAACUGAACUAAAUUCUAUUUUAAGUGAAAUUAAUCCUUCGGUAUCAACAAUAAUUUAUUGGGUAGCAAAGUUUAAACGAGACUGUACGAUCUAGGGAGUCCAACAACGCAGUGGUUAAUCAAAUGAAGUUAUUGCCCCAAAAAUGUUGAAGAAAAUCCACUGGAUGGUCUUGAAAUGUUUUAUAAUUACGAAGAUACUCCCAAAAGUAUAAAAGCUCGAUAUAAAGACCGUGGUGACUACCAUCUGUAUGUGUUUUUCUAAUUUGAAGACUUAAAGUUGUUAAAUAUUUGCUUGACAGUUUUAUUUGAAAGGUUUCAGUCUAACUAAUACGAAAACUGUACUAGAUUCAACGGUAAAAUGUCGGGUAGGAGCGUUUAAACGAGACUGUACGAUCUACGGAGUCCAACAACACCGAUUUCAUACAAGACAAACACUUCCAUCUGCAAGAAAGAUCAUGGCGUCGGUUUUUUUGGGAAAUAUUAACCAUUAGGAAGUACUUCGACAGUUUUCAGAAUACUCUGGUUCAGAUAUCACACUAAACGAGUGUUUCUCUCUAUUAAAACGAUUAAUGCGUUUCCCCCUUCAUGGACGAGGGCCCAAAUAACAUUUUUAGUGUAGAUCAUCAAUAGGAAAAUGAUUAUUACUAAUUUUGAUGCAUUUAUAAAUGAUUGAAUCAAGUUUUGAUCACUUCAAUGUUUCUAAACGUGAUUUCCACUGUUUAUUUAUCGCACUGUAUUAUAAAAACAUACUGCGUCGUCAAUAAACAAGAAGAUAAUUAUUAAUAAAUGAACUUUUCAUGAAAUUAUGACCUGGUAAAAGUUUAAAUUAAAAAAUACGAGUUUUCAUAUGGGAAAAUAUUACUUUUAAAUCACCCCCUGUAUUUUUAUUUCGAGAUGGUUUCGACGAACGAAAAUUCAAGUUUCAAAACAUCUGAUAUGCCUUGGAAAUUUUCCAAUAGAUUUAUGAAUAAAUAUCAAAAUAAUUUCUCACUUAUAGGUGCUAGUUAGUAACACAUAGCUCAAUACGGGACAUCCUGUAUAUUAAAUGUACAAUUUGAAACGUCUAGUAUGUCUGUUGUUGUUAAAAUUUUGUUUGUUAUCGUUAAUUAUUUUAAUUUUAUGCCAAAAAUAAGUUUAUUUACGACUACAAUCAGUUUUUUCCAAAUUGAAAUCAUAAAAAUAUUAAAUAAUUGACAUUUUUUACAUUAAAUUAAAAAAUGUUUGAUAAAUAUUAUCAGAAAUAGAUUUAUUAAACCACUAAAGUCGAUUUUUCCAUAACUUUUCAUCUUUAAAACUAUUGAAAUUGAUGUGGCAACUUCUAGGUUAUAAACGGUGACGUCAUUAUACACUCAAUCAGCUGAUAGCUUGCUGUUUAGAUGUAGAAGCGAUGUUGCCACGUUUUACGCUUGUAGGCACUUGUUUUUUGUUCCAAAAUAUACAAAAAAAUCGAGAAAAUCGUUACAAUGGUGGUUUAAUAAAAAAUUGUCCGCCAAAAAUUAAUUUUUUUUGUCGAAUUGUUAAAAAAAUUGUUGGUAAUUUUAAGUAAAUGUGAAAAUAUCUGUUUUUCUAAAAAAUAUUAGAGGAAAAUAUUAAGGUAAAAGACAAUCGUGUAGGCCUAUUCGUAAACCAUAGCAAAAUAUAUGAAAAAAUUUCAAUAAAAAUGAUUUUAUUACUUUUAUUCAACUUCCAGUUGAAUCACUAACAUUGUCGGAUGAAUAAUAAAUAUUUGUUUGUUGAUA
Messenger RNA from Diorhabda carinulata, 4963 nucleotides. RefSeq names its product octopamine receptor beta-3R-like. The transcript is spliced from 4 exons. The record is from RefSeq and is a predicted model, not a curated record. Gene Ontology annotation, molecular function: octopamine receptor activity. Bases 281 to 1588 code for a protein of 435 amino acids. Gene Ontology annotation, cellular component: membrane. Gene Ontology annotation, biological process: adenylate cyclase-activating adrenergic receptor signaling pathway. NCBI's taxonomy places the organism in Eukaryota, Metazoa, Arthropoda, Insecta, Coleoptera, Chrysomelidae.